CCAGGAAGGGCAGGGGUGGGAACGGAACACCCUGAACCACGUUUCUCCUGGACUCCCAACUUGGAAGCCAAACCUUAUUCUGCUCCUUUAUUUAUUUAUUUAUUUUAUUAUUAUAUAUGUUUAUAUAUAUAUAUGUGUGGAAGAGUUUCGCAGCUCAGGUCGCCUCUUGAUUAUUGCCCUUGAUCAAAGUUUUGUUUUUUUUUUAUUUUUAUUUGGACCUUCACAUGACAAGUUUGUGUGGUAUUGAGAGGAAAGAGAAGCUCGGAUCAGGGCGAGAGUGCGGCUCCUGCUCCGGAUUUGGCGCUGACGCUCUGGUCCCUUUAGACGCUGAUAAUAAUCAAGGGCACGGCUCCAGCGGCGUGGACAUGUCCUGAUAUUUCACAGGGGAGCUCCUCAGCUUGAGUGUGGAGCAUGCUGUAGUCUGCGCCAGGUGGUUGCCUUAGUGAUGGAUGGGGAGCCAGAACCAAGCCCUGUCGCGGCAGAAGAGGCAGGGGAGCGGGUGGAGCCCACGGACGCCACUCCCUCCCCCCGGCAACCGGCCGUGCCCCCCUCCGGGGAGUCAGGGGAGGCAGUUUCCACGGCAACGGAAGAUGGAGGAGCCGCGAAGGAGGAGGAGGAGGGUGGCGCGGAGGACAAUGACGACGACGUGGUUCUCUUAGGGGAGGAGGCUCCCCAGCCUUCUGCCACAACCUUCUCCCAAGGCGGCGCAGACUGUCUGGAGCUGGUCGCUGCCGUGGCAACAGAAGACACCAAGCCCGCGGCGGCGAUGCCUUCCAAGACCACCGCUCCUCCCGCGUCUUCCAACGCAUCCACGCCGGCGGCGGCGGCCCCUGCGAGGCCUCCUACCGCAGCAGCAGCAGCAGCAGCAGCGGCGGCGUCAUCAGCGGAGCCCAUCGUCAUCGACGACGAGGAGGACUCCGAACAGAAAGAGGACGCCGCCUCCUCCUCGCCGGCGCCCCCUGGAGGCGGCUCCUCCUCCUCCGCGGCCCCGUCGCCAGGUGUUCUCAGCAGCACCGAGCCGGACUCGGAGAUCAGGAUCGCCAGCGUCACCACGCUGGGCCCCAGUAGCCAGAAAGGAAGCGCCCCGGUUUCAGCCGCAAACACUCCGCCACAUUCAGACGCCCCGGAGGACAUGAACCUGAUGAUCACCUCCGUGACGUCUCUGCAGGGAGGAGCGUCCGCCCUGACAGUGGCAGGUGAAGGCCAGGCCGAGGAGAACGGUCUCCAGAUCUGCAGCUCGUUCAGCCUGAACCCCGACGCGCCAUCUGGUCGACCCACCACCUCCUUCAACCCCGGGCGGGGCUCCGGUAACGUGGGCCAGCUCGUGCAGAACGGAGACACGGGGACGCACAACCGAGCAGAUUCGUGGAUCUCUCAGUCAGCUUCAGUCCCGCGCAACCAAAAACAGACGGGGGUGGACUCUCCGUCGCCCGCCACCUCGCUGCCCAAACCUGCAGGCCAGUCUUCCUCAUCCACUUCCUCCUCAGGCUCCCAGCCACAGCCCAGGACAGUCAAGGUGACUUGUGCAAACUGUAAAAAGCCUCUGAAGAAAGGCCAAACGGCCUACCAGCGCAAAGGCUCCACGCACCUGUUCUGCUCCACCACCUGUUUAUCUGCCUUCUCACACAAACCCGCCCCCAAGAAGAGCUGCACCAUGUGCAAAAAGGACAUCACAAACAUGAAGGGCACCAUCGUGGCCCAGGUCGACUCCAGCGAGUCUUUCCAGGAGUUCUGUAGCACUGGCUGCUUAGGUGCAUACGAGAACAAGCAAAACCCUCCGAAAUCAGGCCUCAAAACCAAAUGCACCGUCUGCGGCAAACUCACGGAGAUCCGCCAUGAGGUUAGCUUUAAGACCGUGACCCACAAGAUCUGCAGUGACACGUGCUUCAACGUUUACCGCAGGGCCAACGGGCUCAUCAUGAACUGCUGCGAGCAAUGUGGCGACUACCUGCCCAGCCGGGCUUCAGCCAACCACUUCCUGCUGGUGGACGGCCAACAGAAACGCUUCUGCUGCCAGAACUGCAUCAGGGAGUUCAAGCAGGUUCACAGUAAACUCGCGAGCUGCCUCACGUGUAAAACGCUGAUAAAGACCGGAGAGGUUCUCCACAGCCUCGGGGCGAGCGGCACCAUGGGCUCCUACUGCUCCGUCAACUGCAUGAACAAGGGCAAGCUGGCCUCCACCUCCUUCGUCAACACGGAGCCGACGUGUCACUUCUGCAAGAGGAACUCGUUGCCUCAGUAUCAGGCCACGCUGCCGGAGGGAAACAUCCUCAACUUCUGCAGCUCUCAGUGCGUGACCAAGUUCCAGAAUGCUACUCUUCAAACGGCCACCAACGGACAGACGCUUCUCUCCACCACCAACAACACCGUCCACCUGAAAUGUAACUACUGUCGAGGAGUGUUCAACUUGAAGCCUGAAAUUCUGGAGUGGGAGGAUAAGGUCUACCAGUUCUGCAGUAAGACGUGCUGUGAGGACUACAAGAAGCUUCACUGCAUCGUGACGUUUUGUGAGUACUGCCAAGAGGAGAAGACGCUGCACGAGAUGGUGAAGUUCUCCGGAGUCAAGAGGCCGUUCUGCAGCGAAGGUUGUAAGCUACUAUUUAAGCAGGAUUUUAUCAAGCGGUUGGGUCUGAAGUGUGUGAGCUGCAACCACUGCAGCCAGCUCUGUAAGAGAGGAGUGACCCGGCAGCUCGGCGGCUUGACCCGGGAUUUCUGCAGCGAACCGUGUGCCAAGAAGUUCCACGACUGGUACUACAAGGCGGCGCGGUGCGACUGCUGUAAGGUGCAGGGAAACCUGACGGAGUCUGUGAUGUGGAGGGCUGAGAUGAAGCAUUUCUGUGACCAGGAGUGUUUGUUAAAGUUCUACUGUCAGCAGAACGAGCCCAUCAUGGUCACACAGAAGGGACCAGAGAACUCCAGCGUCGGUUUAGAAGUCCAAGGGGCCAAACUUGGGCUGGUGAACCAGAGCACUGCGCCGUACGCCGGCGGAGGUUUGGUCAGAGACGUCAAGAACAAGGCCGUGCUCUGCAAACCGCUCACGCUCACCAAGGCCACCUACUGCAAGCCGCACAUGCAGAGCAAGCUACUGCAGACAGAUGUAGACGAUGGCGUGAAGAGAGAGUAUAUUCCUGUACCUAUACCGGUGCCCGUCUUCAUCCCCGUGCCUAUGAACAUGUAUUCCCAGGUCACUCCUACACCCGUCUCCCUGCCUGUACCGGUCCCUGUGCCUGUGUUCAUGCCCACCACCCUGCAGGGGGCAGAACAGAUUGUCCAGACCAUAAGUGAACUGAAAAACAAGGCCUCCUCUGAUCCACUACAGCCUGACGCGCUCUCUGUGGGCGAGACGGUCGCAGAGGAACAGAAACCAGAUAUGAAACCAGUGGUGGUGAAGAGGGAGCGUGGAGGAGACGAGUCUUCCAGCAGCAGCUCAGAGGAAGAGGAGGAGAAGGAAAAGGAGGAAGAGGAGAAAGAGGACAAGGAGAAAGAGGAGGAAGUGGAGAAGGAGGAGGAGAAAGAGGAGAAGGAGGAGAAGGAGGAGGAAGAGGAGAAGUACAAGCCGGACCUGGACUUGGAGGCAGACUUCCCUCAAGCGUCGGAGUCUGUCCCGGUCCUGGAGCGAAUGGACGAGGACACGGGUUCGUCUCUACCUCCGGUUCCGGCCGAGGACAAGGACGAGGUGGAGGAGACGGCACCUCGACCGCGGCCAAGGAGACAAGGCAACAAGAGGCUGGCGGUGGAUCGGACCUCGUCCUCCUCUUCUUCUUCUUCUUCUUCCGUUUCAACCAACAAACCCUCAGAAAGACGGUCGCUGCCUCUCAGAGCUCGAUACGGCGUCAACGCCUGGAAGCGCUGGGCGCUGUCUCCUUCCGACCAAUCGGAUCGCACCAAAGUAAAGGACGGCUCCGCCCCAGCGCGGCCGAAAACGAACCUGCUGUCGCUGAGUUCAGAGGAGCUGAACGUGGCUCUGGCUCAGUUCGUCAGGGAAGUCUGCCGGCCGAGCGGCGAGCGUUACUCUCCGGACAGCAUCCUCUACCUGUGUCUGGGCAUUCAACAGCAUCUCCACGCCAAAGGCCGGACGGAUGAUCUGUUCAGUGACCCGUGUUACCAGCAGUUUGGAGACGAGCUCAACAAGGUCCUGAAGGACUGGAAGCCCAGUCUGCUUCCUGAUGGUUCCCCGUGGGGCCGAGUGGAGGAGCAGAGCCUGUGGAGCAGCCGUCAGCUCGGGGAGCAGAGUCCGGCCGCUCUGCUGCGCUCGCUGGUUUACCUGAACACCAAGCACUUCGGCCUGCGCACCGUGGAGCAGCACCUCCGCCUCUCCUUCGCCAACGUCUACGGCCCCGACACCGUCCAUCCUGUCACCAAGGAGACGGCCGUCUGCAUCCGAGUGCCUUCCCUCUCUCAGGAUCAACACGUGCAACCAGAGUCCAGGAAGAGGAAGCGGAAGCUGGAGGACGAGGACGGGGAGAAGGGCGAGGACUCGGGCGGCUCCAGCGAACGCUGCCCGGUUAAGAAGCACGAGUGUCGCCUCUACGAACUCUACAGAUCUAAGUGCCCGCCGUCGUUGCGGGAGCGCCUCGACGUCUUCUACGUUCAGCCGGAUCCGUCUCGCGGCCCCGACGACCCGCUGUGGUUCAGCUCGACGCCUCUGGAGCGACAGAUCUUAGAGAACCUCCUCACCAGAGUCCUCCUGGUCAGGGACGUUUACACAGACAGACAACACCUGCAGGACGAGGGGGACAAAGAGGACGAGAAGGGGGAGGAAAAGGAGGACGGGGGUGAACCAGUGGGAGGGGAAUAAGAAUCACUUUUAUUGGACUUUUGCUAGUAAAGCCUGAACAGUCAGAAGACGAGGAGGAAGCAGAGGGUCCUCUUCACUGUCCUCACUGACUCACUGUUUCCUCCUGGUGAGGGACGUCCAGAAUAAAGUAGAGACAAAGUGGAGACGAACAGAGAAAACCUCAAAAACAGGAAGCAGAAAGAGGAGGAUAGACACAGAUGGGAGCAGGGUUUAAUAGGAAGAUGGGUCAGAUCCAUCCUUUUCGCUCGCUCGCUUCAAAAUAAAACAAAAAUCAGGUAAAACGAGACAUCUGGAAAGACUGAAUUCGCUUUCGGAGACGCGGCUCAGACAAGCAGCUUCGAAUCAUGUAAACUUUAAACAUCACAGCUUGUCCAGCGGCGCCAGGAGACACAAGGAAGUUACGGCGUUAGGGGUCGAGAGAGUUUUAUUUUGAAAGGGCGAAAGACACAGGAAGUAAAACCAGAACCAAAGCCCAGAGGAUGAAGAGUUGGAGAGACUGUAUUUGCAAAACCUCAUGGUGUGAAUAGUUUGAAGAAAUUCCAUCUUUGAUGCAGGUUGGGAGUUCACUACUUAUAUAAAAAAUAAAAUAAAAUAAAUAUUAAAAAAAAAAUUAGAAAUGUUGCAGGGAGAGGGGAUUUUUUUUUAGCAGCUGUUACCGUGUUUGCAGAACUUUUAGCGAAGCCAUCAGUGCUUUACCGUCCCUUCCCUGACAAGGAUUCAACUUUUCAUUUGUUUCAGUGGAUUUCUUCGAGUUUCUGCUCGGAAACACCAAAAAAAACAACAACAAAUAUUAAAGAUCACAAUUAUCUUUUAGCAAAAAAAAGUAGUAGUAGGCAGGAGAGCAAACUCGUAUAGAUUCUUAUUCCACAUCAGUUCAUGCAGUCACUAGUUGGUCAAACAGAAACUCUAUGCAAGGAGAAGGAGGUGUGCCACAAAUCUAAACAUACUAAACUACUUCCUGUUUAAGUUGAACCAGAUCAGAGGGGGUCAAAGGUCACAGUUCACCUCUGAGCCGGUGCAAAACCAGGACAGAACAUAAUAAAUUAGUUUCUUAUAGACGCCACCAGACGGCUCAACUCAUCAGCUUCCGGGUUUUUAGUCCUUUUUCACUGCAUGAAGGUGGAAUUUCUGACUUUUCCGGCGUGUUCUCGAAGGCAGCGUAGGAACCUGUUGUGAGAUCUCUGCUUUUCAUUCCCUCCCCGUCAUCCAGCUCACCUGCUCUUCCUCUCAGGCAAAACUGUUGCACCACAGAGGAACUUCAAGCUCACGAGGGGCAGGAAUCAGGACACAAAAAAAAAAAGACACGAAAUAGAAAAGACUCGUACAGACGAACCACAGAGGCCACGACGGUCCUUCCUCGCUGUGGUGCAUCCGAACAGGCCGACCUGCCGACAUGCUGCGUUUCUUUAUAGGACUCAAGGGGAAACCUCCAUUCAUGCGAUGUAGCAUUACGUGUGUACUAAACCCAGAUUGGGUCGCUUUGACGUGUAAAUAUCUCCAGAACGAGGCGGUUGUUUGAGUCAGUUUGGGAUAAAAGGAAAGCUUGAAAACCUGCCUCCUGACACGCCUUUAAAGAAACUGAUUAUUUAUUUCUCUUUUUAUUAGUUUUGCUGUUUCCUCCUUUUUUUUUUGUUAGAAGGUGUCAUUUCCUUUCUCAGGCUGACGCCUUCAACUCUUUUAAUCCUAAACAUGAAGGAUGUGGAUUAAGUCAAAGCAACAGUCAACGUUUUUGUAUCAUUAGUUUCCUCUCGACUGGUUUUAGUUGAAAAGCAGAGCACUUGCUGUCCAGUGUUCUUCCCGGCUUCAAUUGUGAAUUUGUUGAAUUUUUUUUUUCCUGAGUUUCUCUCAUCUGUUGUCAUAUUUUUUUUUUUUUCAUAUGUGUUCAUUUUUUUUUAAGAUUUAUUUGUAUUUGUUGUCUGAUGAAGUUGUUUUCUACUUCUCUCGUUAGAAUGAGAUUUAAAUAAAACAUGAAAUUUCUCCACGACCAGUUCUCGAGAUAUUGAGAAACGCCUCCAGAUGUUAAAUGGAUUUACCUUUAGAACAAAGUCAGGGAAGAGUUUUAUUUUAUCUAAAGCUUAAGUGUAGUUGUUUAUUUCUCCAUCUGAAGCUGCAGCGUAACAUUUCUAGAUUCAGGUGGAGAACACGAGGUGAGUUUUUUUUUUUUGUUUGUUUUUUUUGGGGCGUCUGUGUGCAAACCUUUAAACUUUAGACGGCGGAUGUUUAAAAACCGAUCCUGGAUGAGAAGACUCCCGUUGAGCCCCGGCCGUAUUUUUUUCUCCCCUGCUGGACUCGGAGGCAGCGGCCGAACCUGCCACGGGUUUGGACCUGCAGUUAAGACGCUGUGGCCGACUUUAACGCCUAAUGUGAAUGUGCCUAUCUGUAUAUACUGAAAGUGAGUGAUUGUGACUUGAGUCUGAUGCUACGUGUGUGGGCUGAUCUGCUGAUACGGUCAUGUUAAAUAAAUGAUUUCAUUUUCUAACCAUU
This is a messenger RNA of Mugil cephalus (flathead mullet), 7282 nucleotides long. It is a transcript of the gene zmym2, whose product is annotated as zinc finger, MYM-type 2. The transcript has 25 exons. Bases 446 to 4798 code for a protein of 1450 amino acids. Gene Ontology annotation, molecular function: zinc ion binding. The record is from RefSeq and is a predicted model, not a curated record. Lineage: Eukaryota; Metazoa; Chordata; Actinopteri; Mugiliformes; Mugilidae.